CGCUCCAUCGGCCGGAGUUCUCGCGAUGGGGAAAGGAGGAGGAGGAGAAGGAGGUAUAAUUUCGGAAGUACCUCAGGAAGGAAGACUGACAGAACAUGAUUUCACUACCAAUGUUGAUGUUAGGAAUUUGAAACAAAUAAAUUGGGGAUUAUUAGUCCCUGGGAUAAUUGGUGGGACACUAGUAGCUGUGUAUGCAGUUGCUACUCCUUUUUUAACUCCAGCCCUCCGGAAGAUUUGUUUGCCUUUUGUACCUGCAACAUCACAUCAGAUUGAAAAUGUUCUGAAGAUGUUACGAUGUAGAAGUGGAACCCUGGUAGACAUUGGUAGUGGUGAUGGACGUAUUGUUAUUGCUGCUGCAAAAGAAGGAUUCAGAGCUGUUGGUUAUGAGUUAAAUCCAUGGCUAGUUUGGUAUUCCAGGUAUUGUGCUUGGAGAGAAGGUGUCCAUGAUGCUGCAAAAUUUUAUGUUUCAGAUUUGUGGAAGCCAGAGAUCAACUGUCCCUGAGUCACCAGUUGGUCCUCCCAGCAGCUGCCCUCUGGUGGCCCCCAGAGGAGUUCUGAAGAGCUGCUCAGUAACUCUCUGCUUUCUGAUCUAACCAGCUUCCAGCUCCUUCAGAUUCAAGAUGUUGUAAGUCUUCCACAACCUCUCCAAAAGGAAGCCAGGAACAACCAACCUUCUAGUCUCUGUCCCAGAAGUGGGGUGAUGGUUUCUCAUCUGAUGCUCCUAAGACACUCUCCAAAAAUUCCCUAUCUCCGACCUUGUCAGGGUUCCAUGGCAAAUCAUCAAGUACCCCAGGAAAUCUCAGAUCCCUUCUAUAAACCUUAUGUCUGACUACACUCUAUUCUUAACUAAGCUAAUUGCUCCUUCAUUACAAUUAUCAUUACGGAAGUCAAGGGAAAGAAAACCUUUGUCUACGAGAAGAUAAACUUUCUACUUGUGAAAGUUGAAAGUGACUGGAAAUAAUUGAUGCUUCCUAUUCAAGUGAUACCCACUGUCACAGGAAUAAGCAGACCGCCAAUAGGAGUAACAUUUGUAAGCUAGUGUCUGUCUCCAUGAAAAAAAUCACUAAUUAAAAAUAGUUGUUUUCCUAUUACUUCUUGAGCCUCCCAAGUUUUGGAGUUUUCCCCCCCAUGAAAAUGGAUAGAAUUAUUUCUGUACUUAAAUAAAUUUCCAUGGAAAAACCAUUCUCCCAGGAAAGGCCCAAGACAUUUCUUUGGACCACUUGCUAUGUGGAUUGAUCGUACUCAGUCCUGAUCAAUCUAGAUAUGAGUUAUACUGUAUGUUUAUCCUUCAUGAAGUAUGAGCUUAUGUCCUAACCCUUUCAUCAGAUACCUUUAAUUAGAUCACAUUAAUAUAUGCUCUACAUUUAUGACUUCUUCUAAUAAGACUUUUUAAAUGCAGCCCUUGAUGGUUCCUUAAUUCCAUUGGUCAGAAAUUCUCACCUUCUGUGAUCAUAGGUUCAUUGAUUCAGAGCUAAAAGGGAUUUUUAGAAGCAAUCCAGGCCAGGGACCCCCCUCCCUUUUUUUAUUACAUCUGAAGGACCUGAGGCACAGAAAAGAGAAAUGAUUUAUCAAAGUAUGAAGAACCUACUAUGUGUGAGUUUCUGUACUAAGUUCUAAGGGGUACAUAGAAAGGCAAAACCAGUUCUGUCCUCAAGGAACUUACAGAGCCAGAAAUCAAGUUCUUUGACUCUAAAUCCAAUGCUUUCUUCUGUGUUACACUGAGCUAUUCUAAACUAUCUGAUAGCCUUUUUCAUUCAUUGACUAAAGAACACUAGAUUUGGUGUCAUUAGACCCAGGUAAAAAUUCUGGCUCUGCCAUUUAGUAGCAUUGUACCUUUGAACAAUCUCAUAAGUAUUUUUUAGGGUUUUGCUAUGUGCAAGCAAGGCAGAGUUGGGGGACUUCAUGAUUACAACCCUAUGUCUAAAGGAUGGAUAGAAACCUUACCUUGCAGCACUAAUAGCAGAGGUUCCUGGCAUAGACCCAUGUAUGUCUACCAGAUGGUGGGAAAACUUGUUACUGCCUUUGCUGCCACUGGAAAGACCAGUAAAACUUAAAUAAUGAAAAUAAAAUAUUUAUAGAGUGCUUAGUUUACCAAAUAUGUAACAUACGUGAUCUAAUUUGAGCCUCACCACAAUUAAAGGAGAUCAGUAUUUGCAGGGAUUAAUUGUUUUCAGAGGGAAACUGAGGUUUGAGCAUGAUGUUAUUUGCCAGUAGUUACAGCUAAUAUCAGAUAUGGGAUUUGAACCCAGGUCUUGCUUACUUCAAGUCCAGCACUCAAUUUGCCAUUUCAUUCUACUCUAACUAUGGUACUCACCACAUGGUUUUGGGCUGCCCUUAAGUUUUAUAUAUGCCAGUUUUGGGGAAAAGUAUAGUUUUUUUUCUGUUUAUUAUACUAAGAUAAAAUGUUGUUGUGGAAGAGUGACUAGAAAUUUCUUAUCAGUCUUCUUAAUUAUUAAUUAAAUCCUUACCUUG
Monodelphis domestica (gray short-tailed opossum) is the source of this 2472-nucleotide messenger RNA. NCBI's taxonomy places the organism in Eukaryota, Metazoa, Chordata, Mammalia, Didelphimorphia, Didelphidae. The record is from RefSeq and is a predicted model, not a curated record.